CACUGAUUUACCCACGAACAAAGCAAUUAACAAAAAUCUUCAGAUAUCUCGUGAUUGAAUUUACUCAUCAGUAAGAAACAACCAUUGUCUAUUUGCUAUUGCGAUACAAAGCUUUCUUCAAAGCUCAUCUGAGAACUUACCUGAUUAGGCAAUGAUCCGUGCGGCCUGAGCCGCAACCUCAAGCAAGCGAAUAGCGGUCGGAAUGCUGGCACUUCCGACACCAUCAUGCUACAUCUCUCCAUCACGACCGCUGUAAUGAUAUGACAUAAUUUCUCUUCCUUCCCUGAAGCGAUUAUUACCACCCAGCAACGAUGGAUGACCUAAAUGGCCUCGACUGGUCGGCUCCGCAGCCGAACAAGCAACCAUCCAACCCGUCCCCAGCAUUUCCACCAUUCCGCCAGAACCCCACACCUCAGCUCUCCGGCCGGUCUACACCCCUCUCUCUCUCAGCGCAGCAAUCCGGAGCAGGAGCUCCCAAUCGAGCUCUCAAACCCUCUUCCAAACCUACAACGCCUGCCAACGAUAGCUUCGCGAGCCUCAUCACGAGCAAAUCAAACAAACCCGCCAACGCGAACCUCUCCCUCCAAGAACGCCAGAAACAGCUCCAGCAAGAGAAACAAAGGCAAGAGGAGGAGCGGAGGAAACAAUAUGACUCGCAUUUCGGAGGAAGCGAUUCUAAGUUCUGGGACAACUUGGGCAGUGGGAAGAGCACGCCGGAGCCAGCAGCAUCGGGGAUCCUAGCUCCUCCAAGCAAUGUGACAGGUGGUUCUUCGCUGUCCAAAACUAUCAACAAGCCCUUUGCGGGACUGGAUACUACGGCCAAACGCCCGGUUCAAGCUUCGCCGGUCAAUGAUGAUAUCUUGUCAGCGUUCAAUUCGGCUGCUCCUGUGGACAAAUCAAGCCACUUCCCCCCGCCUUCUGGGGCGUUUGGUAGUGGCCGGAGCACACCAGCUACUGGUGCGCAAUCGUCAAGAGGGCAUACGCCAGUUCCGCAAUCGUCUACGAGUGCUGCCUUCGACGAUGACGAUAUAUUCGGAUUGAACCAGAUGUCGCAGAAGCCUGUUUCCGCAAGCACACCACAAGCUACCUCGGCCGCAGAGGGCGAUGAUGAUAUAUUGGGACUGCUUGGAAAACCCGUUUCCGAAUUCGAGCGAAAGCCAGAGCCAGAGCCAGAGCCAGUCGCCAGGGACCCUCCACGACGACAAGCACGUGAGCCAUCUCCGGACCUGGACAACCCACAGGCAAAGGCCGUAGCUGAAUUGGUGGACAUGGGUUUCCCGGCAGACAAAUCUGCCAUUGCUUUGGCAAAUACCGAAUCUGGGCUCGACGUACAGGCUGCCGUGAGCUGGCUGUUGAAUCAGGCACAUGCAGAUGCUAAGCAGAAAACCCAACAGGGGCGCAGGGAGGAACGUCCACGACACAGCCCGGAUGAAUUCGACGAGCGCCCACGAAAAGGACCGGGUCGAUCAAGUACUAGAGAUUCGAGUACUGGUGGAUCUCAGCCAGCGUGGAUGCGGGGUGAGGAUUCACGUAGCCGGUCGAGUCACCGCAGGCAGGAAGGCCAAUCUGCGAACCAAGAGAAGGAUGUCGCACAGUAUGCUUCGGAUAUUGGUAACAGCUUGUUCAAAUCAGCCAAUUCCUUGUGGAAGACAGGCCGAAAGCAAGUCCAAAAGGCGGUCGCAGAUUUCCAGCAAGACGGAGAUCCAAACGUUCCUAAAUGGAUGAGAGAAGCGCAAGGUCAAUCGAGCGGCGGUAACAGGGCUGGUAAAACGCCUCUUCAGGAUGCCACUGACGAGGCUAUGAUGCUCGAAGGUGGAGGUCGCCCUCAGAAACCAUCACGGCCGAGUGAGUCUCGACAUCAUCAAGAUCCAUUAGCACUACGCCAUAGGGAAGACCCUCGAAACCCUUUCCCAGACCGUCAGGCCUCCCGAUCGCCUGCCUUCCGGCAACCAUCUCCUGCUGUGGACAAACGACCGGCUGCUCGACUCACUAGACAGGAGGUGGAGGAGUCAACUGCACAAGCCUAUGUCAGUCCUGCGAGGAGGAAGAAGGCCACUCCGCAACCGGACCUGUUUUCGACAGAGCAACCCGCUCCAUCCCAGCCCUCUUCCCGACAGUCCACGCCAUCCCAGUCGAACAAUCCUUUCAUGAAAGCAGCAUCGUCAACACCGAAAUCAAGAAGCCCAGCGGCCACACCUCCUAUUGCCCCUCGACCCAAGGCACCACCUCGACGCGUCCCCCCUGCCUCCUCAUCAGCCCUCAACUCAUCGACUUCGUAUCGACAAAAGGGUUCCGAGGCUUUCAAACGUGGCGAUUAUGCCGAAGCGCACACUGCCUACACAUCCGCCCUCGGCCCACUCCCAGGCGACCACCCCGUCGCCAUCAUCGUCCUCUGCAACCGCGCCGUCACGAACAUCAAAGUCGGCGACCCCAAAGCCGCCAUCAGCGACGCCGACGCCGCCCUCGCCAUCAUCGGCAUCUCGAAAGGCGAAGGCGAGCGGAUCGCGCUCGGGGGCACCGAAGGCGAAAAGGACAUGCGCGAGUUCUACGGCAAAGCCCUCAUGCGCAAGGCAGAAGCCCUCGAGAACAUGGAGAAGUGGUCCGACGCAGGCAAAGUCUGGCGCGAGGCCGUCGAAGCCGGCGUAGGCGGCUCCAUCUCCAUUCAAGGCCGUAACCGCUGCGAGAAAGUCAACUCCUCCUCCUCCUCAUCCGCAUCCUCACAACCCGCCAAACGCGCACCCCCCGCCCGCAAACCCGCCACCCCGAAACCCGCCUCCUCCGCCCUAUCCUCCCUCGCCGCCCCCUCCGCCGCAGACUCCGAGGCCGUGAAGCGCCUCCAGGCCGCCAACGCCGCCGCCUCGCGCGCCGACGACGAAAAGUUCGCCUUGACCGACCAGGUCGAUGCCAAGCUCGUCGCGUGGAAGGGCACGAAGGCCGACAACCUGCGCGCCCUGCUGGGCUCGCUCGACCGCGUGCUCUGGCCCGAGGCUGGGUGGAAGAAGGUCGGCAUGGGCGACCUCGUCAUGGCGAAUAAGGUCAAGAUCGUGUACAUGAAGGCGAUUGCUAAGGUGCAUCCUGAUAAGAUUCCACAGGACGCCACGACGGAACAGCGGAUGAUCAGCGCGGCUGUCUUCGCGACGCUGAACGAGGCGUGGGAUAAGUUCAAGACGGACAACGGGUUGUGAUCUCUUCGUGAUGAUGUGUCAAGCGCAUUGUCAUAGCUCACUUGGAUGGCUUGCAUGUAUGGCUGUUCUUGGUACCGACGAAUUUUGGCAUAUCAUGGUGGAGGAAGAGGGGCUGUGGAUGAGGUGACGUUGAGUGCAAAGCGAGUGAGCGAGCAAGCGACAUCUUCGAUGAAGGUGGUUUAUAUAGAUAAAUUAAAUAGAUGGGCAUGAUGGAUUAGCAUGGAGGUGAACAUGACACAAAAUGAAUGCGCGUAUGGAUGAAAACGAG
Aaosphaeria arxii CBS 175.79 is the source of this 3453-nucleotide messenger RNA. RefSeq lists its product as uncharacterized. Bases 312 to 3185 code for a protein of 957 amino acids. The record is from RefSeq and is a predicted model, not a curated record. The transcript is spliced from 2 exons. Gene Ontology annotation, biological process: clathrin-dependent endocytosis; clathrin coat disassembly. Gene Ontology annotation, molecular function: clathrin binding. NCBI's taxonomy places the organism in Eukaryota, Fungi, Ascomycota, Dothideomycetes, Pleosporales. Gene Ontology annotation, cellular component: intracellular membrane-bounded organelle; vesicle; cytoplasm.